UAUAUGUCCUGAGUAGUUGUAGGCUAGGUUCUGUAUUUAUUUAUAGUCAUUCAAAAAUUACCUACACGUGUGCUCGAGACAUGUAGGCUUGCUCGAGACAUGUAGGCUGGCUAACAUAUCCCAGGCUUUGAAUUGAACUUGCUGGUGAUGAUGCUCGUGGAUCAUGACUGUUCUGGGACUGAUGUUCGGUUGGUUCGUCAGCUCAACAAGGGUAUGAGGAUUCAACCAGGGAUGUGCAACGGGGGGACCGAGCAGCAACGGGGAUGUAAAACUGGAGACGUCAAUGAACAUAUUGUUUGUCUGCAAUCUCAGGAUGAAACGGGACGGGUGUGUCCUGGAAGCCCAGCACUGGCGACAGACACGCGGCUAUCCUCCUGUUCCACAGCAGACCGUGAACCAAGCAGUGGCAGUUACAACGUCUCCACUGGAACGGGAACCUUUUACAGCUGCGUCAGUCAGAUCACCAUCGGGUUUGAUCUCGGGGGCCAAGUGGCCAUUGGUAUCUCUCAUUGGAACAGUCCAUUCCCUCCCAGAGGUCACCCCCUGUGUGACAGUCCUGAUGGGGUUCGCUCCGAGGCCUCCGCUGCCGCAGCCCCGCAACUCCCUGAGUACCAAGAGCCAGUGUCCUGUCCUGCCUCCCUGUCAAUCAACCCUAUAUCAUCCCACUGCAGCGCCAGCCAGGAGACCAUCAGCGAUAGCAGCACAAGUGUGAGUAUCUCUCUACAUGGGGCUGAGCUCCAGUGGCAGAGCCCCCACAGACGCAGAGUUCUGCGGGCCCCGGCCCCUGGGGUUGAGGCUGCGGAUUUCUCCUUCCCCCCCAACAGGUCACCAGUCAGAAUGGAGGUGUCCUUGGCUGGGGCUCCGGAUUCCCCCAGCACACAGGACAACGUGCCACCCCACGUUUUGAAGGAUGUGAAGUUGUUAAUGGAGAGUUUGGAGGGGCUGAGCACUCCGUCCAAAGAUUGCGACUCAACCCUGCUUGACCCCGGGACCAGUAGCAUCCUGGACGACAACACCAGGACUGACCCGGAACCAGAGGUAGGGAGAAGUAGGUCCAGUGGCUUGUGCUUCAGCGAUGGCAAGUGCCACAUCGACUACAUCCUGGUUUACAGGAAGUCUGGUCCACAGUCGGAAAAGAGGGAAAUAUUUGAGCGCAACAUCCGGGCCGAGGGCUUGCAGAUGGAGAAGGAGUUGUCUGUGUGCAACAGUGAUGUGAUCUUCCUGAAGCUGCAUGCUCCCUGGGAGGUGCUGUGUCGCUACGCAGAGCUUAUGAACAUUCGGAUGCCGUUCAGGAGGAAAAUCUAUUACAUGCAUCGACGGUACAAGUUCAUGAGUAGGAUGGAGAAGAGAAUCAACAGAUUUCGAGGAUGGCUGCCUCGCAAACCCAUGAAGUUUGACAACAACACCCUCCCUGACCUGGAGGAGAAUGAAAGCUUUACCGCCCCCUUCAGUCGCUCCAGAAUACAUCAUUUCACCAUUCACAACAAAGACACGUUCUUCAACAACGCCACCAGGAGUCGCAUCGUCCAUCAUAUCUUGCAAAGGGUCAAAUAUGAGGAGGGCAAAGACAAAAUGGGGCUGAAUCGUCUUUUGAGCAAUAGUUCAUACGAAGCAGCUUUUCCCCUUCAUGAGGGGAGCUACAGAAGUAAGAACUCCAUCCGGACGCAUGGGGCAGAGAACCACAGACACUUGCUGUAUGAAUGCUGGGCCUCGUGGGGUGUGUGGUACAAGUACCAGCCACUGGACCUCAUAAGGCGGUACUUCGGGGAGAAAAUUGGUCUCUAUUUUGCCUGGCUGGGUUGGUACACUGGGAUGCUGUUCCCUGCGGCGCUGGUUGGGCUAAUGGUCUUCCUCUACGGCUGGUUCACCCUAGACCACUGCCAGGUCAGUAAAGAAAUCUGCCAGGCCACUGACAUCAUCAUGUGCCCCAUAUGUGACGAGUACUGCCCCUACCUGAGACUCUCAGACAGCUGCAUCUAUGCCAAGGUCACCCAUCUUUUUGACAAUGGUGCAACAGUUUUCUUUGCUGUAUUCAUGGCUGUGUGGGCAACCGUGUUUCUCGAGUUCUGGAAGAGGCGGCGAGCGGUCCUUGCAUAUGACUGGGACCUAAUUGACUGGGAGGAAGAGGAGGAGGAAAUCCGUCCCCAGUUUGAGGCCAAAUAUUCAAAAAAGGAGAGGAUGAACCCCAUAUCUGGAAAACCUGAGCCGUACCAGGCCUUUACAGACAAGUACAGCCGACUCAUCGUCUCAGCUUCUGGAAUCUUCUUUAUGAUCCUGGUGGUGAUCGCUGCCGUCUUCGGCAUCGUGAUUUACCGCGUGAUCACAGUCAGCACUUUUGCCGCCUUCGGCUGGGCUCUCAUCAGGAAUAACUCUCAGGUGGCCACCACCGGCACAGCCGUGUGCAUCAACUUCUGCAUCAUCAUGCUCCUCAACGUGUUGUAUGAAAAAGUUGCCCUUCUGCUCACCAAUUUAGAGCAGCCGAGGACUGAGUCCGAGUGGGAGAACAGCUUCACCCUGAAGAUGUUCCUGUUUCAGUUUGUCAAUCUCAACAGCUCUACCUUCUACAUAGCUUUUUUCCUGGGCAGGUUCACUGGCCGGCCAGGAGCCUAUAUCCGCCUCAUUAACCGCUGGAAACUGGAAGAGUGCCAUCCCAGUGGUUGUUUGAUAGAUCUCUGCAUGCAGAUGGGUAUCAUCAUGGUGCUCAAGCAGACUUGGAACAACUUCAUGGAGCUGGGCUACCCGCUGAUCCAGAACUGGUGGACACGGCGAAGGCUGAGGCAGGAGCAUGGCCCCAACGCCAAGGCCAGCUUCCCACAGUGGGAGAGGGACUACAACCUGCAGCCCAUGAAUGCUUACGGACUGUUUGACGAAUACCUGGAGAUGAUCUUACAGUUUGGCUUCACCACCAUAUUUGUGGCAGCUUUCCCCCUGGCCCCGCUCUUGGCCCUCCUCAACAACAUCAUUGAGAUCCGCCUGGAUGCCUACAAGUUUGUCACCCAGUGGCGGAGACCCCUGCCCUCUCAAGCCAAAGACAUAGGGAUCUGGUACGGCAUCCUGGAGGGCAUCGGUAUCUUGUCCGUCAUCACCAACGCCUUUGUCAUCGCCGUCACCUCCGACUUCAUCCCACGCCUUGUCUACGCAUACAAGUACGGCCCGUGUGCCGGGCAGGGCCGGGCCGGGGAGAGGUGCAUGAUGGGAUAUGUAAACGCCAGUCUAUCGAUGUUCAGAGUGUCUGAUUUUGAGAACACUUCGGUGCCCAGGACAGAUGGAUCGGAUAUGUUUGGAGAAGCAGUGAAGUACUGCAGGUACCGUGACUACAGAGAGCCCCCGGACUCGCCCGGUGAACCAUACUCCUACACGCUGCAGUUCUGGCAUGUCCUGGCCGCACGGCUGGCCUUCAUCAUAGUCUUCGAGCACAUGGUUUUCACCAUCAAGAACCUGAUCGCCUACCUGAUCCCAGACCUGCCCAAGGACCUGCGUGACCGCAUGCGGCGGGAGAAGUACCUGAUCCAGGAGAUGAUGUACGAGGCCGAGCUAGAGAGACUGCAGAAGGAGAAGAACGAGAAGAAGAAGAAUUACAGGGCCCAUCAUAACGCAUUGCCCUGAAUGCACAAACAGGUCAUACUGGUGUCCAUUUUUGCUCGGUGGUGUUGGGAGUGGGAAUGACAGAGAACUGGCUGCAUGCACGCCAGGGACUGUCCUGCCUGUCUGCGUCUCCCACUGGACCAGGUGAGCGCCCCCAAGAGGACCGUCAGCAUGCUCCUCACCAUGGUGUUCAAACGUACUGUAGGUCAUUCUGAAUCCGAGAGGCCAGUGGGUGAGGGGGAAAAAGAGGACAUACAUUGGAACAUUUGACAAUGGGUUUACUACUUUUUUCCAGAUUGCUCCUUCUACUUUGGACUCACAACUGUACAUUUCUUCAAAACCUGAAUGUAGAUUUCAAAGAAACACAAAAACAAUCUUUUGCAGUUCUAUUGUCACAACUUUAAAAAAUAUUCUGUCAUCCGUGCGGUUGAAUGACAAACCCUGUUUACAAUCCUAGCCUUUUUAUUUUGAGGACAAAACUCAUGAGAAAUCAUGAUCAAUUGCUUUCACAAGGUUGUGAACCUUCAGCCAUGACCUCUGCUUACAUUGUGUGCUGCAAUAAGAUGUUAUUUUGAAACGAUGUUCCAUCAGAUCUGUGUUAGUGGACACAGACUGCUCAAACAUCCAAUGCCUUCCUUUACAAUGGAUACUAAUAACAAGACUAAUAAAAUAUAAUA
Molecule: messenger RNA, 4262 nt
Organism: Oncorhynchus gorbuscha (pink salmon)
Lineage: Eukaryota; Metazoa; Chordata; Actinopteri; Salmoniformes; Salmonidae
Product: anoctamin-4-like
Exons: 29
Coding region: 148-3606 (1152 amino acids)
Biological process (GO): chloride transmembrane transport
Cellular component (GO): plasma membrane
Molecular function (GO): protein dimerization activity; chloride channel activity
Source: RefSeq, a predicted model, not a curated record